Arctia plantaginis is the source of this 363-nucleotide messenger RNA. The record is from the annotation of a GenBank genome assembly. Lineage: Eukaryota; Metazoa; Arthropoda; Insecta; Lepidoptera; Erebidae.
AUGAGUAAAAUAUAUAAAGGAAUAAUUUCUGUCGCUGACAAAUUCGUACCCAAUAAAUUCCGACCACUAUGGGAGCAUCCAGCUGGCCCUAAAACUAUAUUCUUCUGGGCUCCCGCAUUCAAAUGGGGAUUGGUGAUGGCUGGGUUGGGUGACUUGACACGCCCUGUCGAGAGUUUAUCAAUACCUCAGUCCGCGUCCCUUGCAGCAACCGGACUUGUAUGGUCCCGAUAUUCCCUCGUCAUUAUUCCUAAAAAUCAUAGCCUCUUUGCUGUCAACGUAUUCGUAGCUAUCAGUAGUUUCUACCAGCUGGGUCGAGCUUACAAAUACCAACUAAGCCUGAAAAAGAAAGAAAGUCAGCAAUAG